This is a messenger RNA of Maniola jurtina (meadow brown), 2310 nucleotides long. Its product is annotated as uveal autoantigen with coiled-coil domains and ankyrin repeats protein-like. Lineage: Eukaryota; Metazoa; Arthropoda; Insecta; Lepidoptera; Nymphalidae. The transcript is spliced from 12 exons. The coding region runs from base 218 to 2173 and encodes 651 amino acids. The record is from RefSeq and is a predicted model, not a curated record.
GCUACUUGGCUGGCUGAAAAUAAAUAAAUCUUUGCCUGAAUUUAGAAAAAAAAAAUUGCCGCCGAAAGUACAAAAUUGCAGUCUUCAGCCGCCAUAUUUUUUUGUGAAUACUUUGUUGCACAGUUAGAUAACGUUAACAGAAUCUAAAGUUUAAAAAUCUUUAAAACUCAAAAAAAUCUUCAUUUUUAUUAUUAUUAUUUCCUUAUUCAAAUUAAAAAUGGAAAUUUCCAACAAAAUACAAAAAAUAUUAACUCAAAGAAAGCUUGCGGAAGGAGCCCGCCAAAUUCAAGCAAAGAUUUCAACACAGAAUAAAGAUCUCAUAAAGGUUGAGGUGAACCGAGAUACGGCCUUGUGGCAGCGUGAACAAGAGUUGGCGGAGUUAAAGGGUCACCAUGAGCGUAUCCAACACAACAUGCUGGAGCUCCAGACCCAGUACGAAGCCCUGUCUGCACAAUACCAACAGGAACUACGAUACAGACCCGAGACUUUGAACAAGCUCGAUGGCACGCGCAAGAUUUGCGAACUGCUGGAAGGUUCCAUGGAGCAACUUAAUGAGAUGUAUGUCCAAGCUACGAAGGACCAGGCGAUGAUCAGCGACGUAUACAUGAAGGCGGACCUUCAGGUUCAAAAGCUAACGCAAAUGUGUGUUACCAAGAAGAACGAGGCGGAGCAGUGCAACCAGAAGCUCAGAUGCCAAGUGCGUGAAAUGAAAAAGCAUGAGAAUCAAAUAAUCGCAAUGUAUAACGACAGUCAGAAACGCGCGGAAACUGCGUUACAUGACACGUAUGAGUUGCAGACACAUAAUAAUGAAUUGCAGAGAAAAUGCAAGGAGAUGAAGCUUGAACUCGUCAAGGAGAACACUAAGUGUCAACAGCUGCAAGAAGAAAAAGAAAGAUUGAAUAAAGAAAUGAAUUAUCAACUAGAGACUAUUCAUUUGCAUGAGGAAGAAUUGGAAUCGCUGAAACAACGACUUUCAGAAUAUGACACUAAACUCCAUAAAGUAACAUUGGAACUGAGUAAUACAACAGAAUUAUAUCAAAAGAACAAUGAAAUAAUCGAAAAAUUGCAUGCACAAAAUAUGACACUAAGCAAAGAUAACUCUGACGUUGCCACAGCUUUUACUAAAUACAGAGAAGCUGCCGAAGAAGAAUUGAAAAAUCGAGCAAUUACUAUAGAGAAGACAAACAAUGACUUGGCACUUAAGGCCUCUGAAAUCAUAGAGAUGAAUAAGGAACUCCAAUCCGAAAAAGGAGAACGUGCCAAAUUGGAGGUACAGAUAGAAAAACAAAAAGAAAUAAUAACCGAUAUACAAUUAAAAUUUGAAAUGCAAACCACUACAGCUCUUAAAGAAAAAGAAGAACGCUGCAAACUAAAAACAGAAAUACAAAAGAAAACCGAAAUAAUAAAUGAAAUAAAAAUGGAAUUAGAAGAAAAAAGAUGCGCUCUUGACCAAGAGAAAGAAGAACGUAUUAAACUAGAUGCCACACUGCAGACACUGAAAAGGGAUUUUGAAAUUGAAUCGAAUACCGCAAAGGAAAACGAAAGGGAGCUCAAAAAAAGGGUGUCUGAAUUAGAAGCUAAGAUUAGGGCCAAAGAUGAAGAAAUUACUCGGGAACUGAAUAACUUCUUGAACAUAAGGAAUCAAUUAGAAAAAGAAAAAUAUAAUCUAAAUGAAACCAUCACUGGCCUGGAGAUGAGGAUAUGCAAUAUCAUGAAGGUGGCCUCCAAAACACCCGGCACCGGCUCACCGCCCGAGGUACCAGAUGACAACGCAGUGACGCUCACGCAACAGUCUCGCAACCAGCUCGCUGCAUACUCCGUGGUCCAGCCGCACCUAGGACCUUCCCGCAAACCCACGCUAGAACCGCCUGUUCCUGAGUUCGGCUUCUCAUUUCCUGAAUUCAGUAAUUCCAGCAUUACCAACGAUUAUCGUCCUUUUAUGAUUUUCGCGAAAUCCCCCGAAGAUCCCCAGCCUCCAAAACGGCCACGACGAGACUCCCCAGUGCGCGCCAAGCCCACAGAUACUAUUACAGCGGCCACAGAACGCCCUCUGGCUCUACCAAAAUCAAUGACAGCGGCAGCGCCCGAAACGAAAAGCAAGCAACGUCGGUUCUUUAAAUCUCGUACUUCAAAAAAUACUGAAAAUUGUGCCGGGAAGAAGAAGAAUAAAUAAGUGUCUUUAGAUUAUAAAAUUAGAGUUGUCCUACCAUAGGUCCUAGCAUUCUUUUUUAUGUUGUAUUUUGUUGAGCAGAGUCAGUGGAAAUGACUUGAGAUAUGCACGGGUUCUUGAAAUAAAGCACUCCAAAAGUA